Messenger RNA from Girardinichthys multiradiatus, 3653 nucleotides. Its product is annotated as BMP/retinoic acid-inducible neural-specific protein 3-like. The transcript has 7 exons. The record is from RefSeq and is a predicted model, not a curated record. Bases 671 to 3010 code for a protein of 779 amino acids. NCBI's taxonomy places the organism in Eukaryota, Metazoa, Chordata, Actinopteri, Cyprinodontiformes, Goodeidae. Gene Ontology annotation, biological process: positive regulation of neuron differentiation; negative regulation of mitotic cell cycle.
UCACGAUGCGCUGGCUCGCCCUCUUGCUGUCUCACUAGAAAGAAAAAAAAAAAAAAACCCUACGGAAGAAAAGCUCUCUUUGUUGAAGCGAGAGAUCGUUCACUCACCAGCUCACACUGGAAAGGGGAGCAGUCGGAGUUGAAGCCCACAGUCUCCCCGGCGCAUAUAUUCUUCUUUCUCAGGCCUUUGAGCGGAGGGAUUCCGGACCGGAUGGUGACAUCUGCCCUUCGGGGUCCACCUUCGGAGAUGUCUCUGAGCGCAGCCCCAGCAUGAACUCCGCUGCGCCUCAACUUCUCACCGGGGAGCGAGGGAAUGCGCGGACACCGGAGGGUCCUCUGUCGAAUUAAAGUGAGCGAAGAAUGAGAAAACUAGUUGGAGUUUGCGCUUUAAAGACAAUAUUAUCUGCAGGUGAUUUCAUUGGUUUAAUCUGAUCAUUGAAUCUGGACGUCUGUGCACCCGGAUCACAGGUUCUCAAGAGCGCAUAUUUUUAUUUUUGAAGCUAAAAUCAUUAUUCUUAUUACAAAAAAAAUCUCCGUUUUUAUUUGUCACUUUUUGUCUGGAUUUUUAUUUCGGACUGCUGACAAUCUACAUCUGCGCCAGGCGCGACUUUUCACCCCCAUCAUCCGUCCUCCCUCCAGUCCGGAGAGAAUGAGGUGUCGCUGGGCGAAGCAUGAGCCGUCAGAGGAUCGGUCAUAAGCGGCUGUCUCUGCUAUGGAAGGGGCUGGUGGUUCUCAGCCUGUGGCUAUGCUGCGGCUGGACCUCCGAGGCGGUCGGGCAGGGCGAAGGCGUCCCCGGUUCCCUGGAGUGGCUGCUGUCGGAUAAAGGACCCUUCCACCGGUCGCUGGAGUUCCAGGAGGCUCUGGAGAGAUACCAGCAGGGCUUCAGCACCCGGUAUAAGAUCUAUAGGGAGUUUGGUCGAUGGAAGGUCAACAGCCUGGCGGUGGAGAAGCGGGACAGUUUUGGUGACAGUGGUGGUCUGGCUUUGCCCCUUGAUCCAGACUUGAUGCACACCAUCCGCCAGCUGGGGAGGCGGCCGACCCUUCAGAUGAUUACAGAGAGUCUAAUCAAGAAAUAUGGCACCCACCUCCUUCUCUCUGCCACCCUGGGAGGGGAGGAGUCUCUGACAAUAUUUGUGGACAAAAGGAAGCUCAGCCUGGAGUCGUCGUCCACGGGGGCUGAAGGCAGCAGCAGGAACUUAAACACGACUGGGGCAGUGACUCUGGAAGCCCUUCACCAGCUGGCUGCCUCCUACUUCACAGACAGAGAGAGCACCCUGCGCAGGCUCCACCACCUCCAGAUAGCAUCCACUGCUAUACGGGUGACCGAAACUAGAACUGGCCCUCUUGGGUGCAGCAACUAUGACAAUCUGGACACGGUCAGCUCUGUUCUGGUUCACAGUCCUGAAAACAAGGUUCAGCUACAAGGGUUGCAGGUAAUCCUUCCAGGCUACCUACAAAGCCGUUUCAUUCAGGCGGCCCUCAACUAUAUUGGCUGCAAAUCAGAGGGCCAGUUUGUUUGCCGGAACAACGACUGCUGGUGUGAGUGCAGUGUGGACUUUCCUCACUGCAACUGUCCUCGCUCUGACCUGGACACUCUGGAAGACAGCCUGCUGCACAUCCGAGAUGCACUGAGGCUGGUCAACAAGGAGUUUGAGGAAUCUGAGGCGUUCCGAGGCUUCACUGAGAAGCUGCCAGUCCACUACGCUGUGAACACAUCUGUCGUGGAGGACUUAUGGAGGAUGGAUGCUGGCCUGCUGCAGCGCUACAGGCAGCUGGAGACCAGCAGCAAACAGCUCCUCACCAGAGCUCACCGCACGACUAACAAGCUCUUCAGCCUCAGCAAGAGGUGCCGAAAGCCACCGAGGAUUAUCCUGCCAAGGCCGAGAUCCCUGCACUUCUGGUUGAACUACGCUCUGUCUAUGUUGUACUGCAGCGAGAACAAGCAGGUUGGUGUUUACAGUGAGAAGAGCCGCAGCUGCUCCUGCCCCUAUGACCACCCGCCGUGCCAGGGCCUGGUCCCCUGCUCUGUGGGGGACGGUUCCCGCUGUGCCUCCUGUUCUGCAGAGAACCGGACUCGAUGCUCCGGCUGCAACCCGGGAUUCACCCUGACCCAAGGUGCCUGCCGCCCUGCAGUGCCCGACCCUACUGACCCUUACCUCGGCAUGGAAAGUGACAGAGAUUUGCAGGAUCUGGAGCUCCGGUUCCUGAUCCAGCGGCGUGACCCACACCUCGCUCUGCAUGGCGUGUUUGUGAGCAACGAUGUGCGUAUAAACACCUGGUUUGAUCCCUCUUGGAGGAAGAGAAUGCUGCUCACACUCAAAAGUAACCGAGUCAAAUCCAGCCGUGUUCACAUGCUCCUUGGCCUCACCUUGCAGUUCUGCCUUACCAGAAACAGCACCCUGGAGCCGACACUGUCACUGUUUGUCAAUCCUUUUGGGGGCAGUCAUUCUGAAAGCUGGACAAUGCCUAUAGGUCAACAUGGAUACCCUGAGUGGGAGCAGUCCAAGCUGGAUAUCCCUCUGGACUGCUACAACUGGACGCUGACGCUGGGAAACAGGUGGAAGAGCUUUUUUGAGACUGUUCAUUUUUAUCUGAGGAGUUACAGCAGGGAUUCUGCAGCAGGAAACAAGAACACAAGUCUGUACAAUGAUCCCCCAGAGGACUCAGAGCCGUCAAACAACAUCGGCUACAUGAAAGUGAACAGCAUGCAGCUGUUUGGGUACAGUGUGCACUUUGACCCUGAAGCCAUCCAGGACCUGAUCCUGCAGAUAGACUACCCGUACACUCAGGGAUCACAGGACUCUGCCCUGCUGCAGCUGGUGGAGCUGCGCUACAGAGUAAACCGCCUCUCUCCUCCGGGGGGGCCACAUAUGGAUCUGUUCGCCUGUCUGCUCCGUCACAGACUCAAACUGUCCAGCUCUGACGUGAUGAGGAUACUCACUGCCCUGCAAGCUUUCAGUGCCAAACAUCCAAACUACACAGAGUACGAGGCUAAUAAACUGUGCAGCUAAUGGCCCGCCGCUUGAUGAUUUCUACUCUUUUCUUGCCACAGACAGACUUGUAUCCAUGGCCAGCUGGAUGAUAUUGUGUCAUGUGUGUGGUAUGUCGUUUACGGCUGUGCUGUACAUACACAAUGUGCAAUUAAAUUUGAUGUUUUUUUUAUAUUUUCAUUGCAGAUUUAUGGAUCUCCAUUGCAAAAAGAUCAUCUUCAUAUACAAUGCCUUUCAAACUUAUUGUUUGCGAAGGCAUUGAAAUUCUACACAUUUUGACACGUUACCAAAACAUAAUUCAAUAUUUUUUACGUUUUAUUGGAAAGUCACAACCUUUUUAUAUUUUUUACUAACAAGAAAAAUAACUUAAUCCGAAUACAAAUACAUUUAUUUGUAUUCGAUCCCUUUACUUACAGUAGGUACAGCUUUUAGAAGUCAAUUAAUUAAAUAUAGUCCACCUAUGUGUAAUGUAAUUUGUUUUAAAUGCCACUGUUCUGUAAAAAUCUUAGAUAUUCUUCAGAGAACAUAAGUGGAAAAAACGUAAUUAUAAAAAGCAAGGAAGCAGGGUUGCUUGUUAUGAAACAAAUUGUAAUCACGAUUAUUUACGAUUAUUAAUUAGUUUGGUAAACAAUGCUCAUUUUUCACAGUAAAUUGCCUUGAAAUA